UGGCCGUUGAACUCGGGUGAAAUGUGUAACCGAAAUUUGAAUGAUUAACGUAAUAAAAGUGCAUUAAAAGUGUAUAAUUAUUUGUGUUUUAGUGAUAAUUUACUUUUUAUCGACUUCAUAAUCGCGAAAAUAUAAUUAAAACAAGUAGAUAAUUGUUAGUUACCGGAAUAUAUUAUUCUAAAAAUGGUAAAUUUACUCUAACAGUGCUCCGACCGUGUAUUCAAAUAUUUGUGUCUCAUUUAAUGAUUUUUAUUAUAAGAGUAUUUAGUCAAAGCUAUUUUACAAGUCGAGAAAAACGAAGUCAAUCCGCAAGGUCGAGAAAAGAAUUAAAAUGCAAAGACACCCGUUAUAGGGGUUAAGAUGGGGACAGUUGGUCCAUUUGUGUGAGUAUCCUGUAAAAAGCAUACAUACAUACACACAUACAACGCUAGUAUUUCUAAACAUGUAUACAAAUACAUACAGUUUUCAUUUUUUUGCUUGUGUGAGUUGCGUUUGGUUGUUAUUAGUUGACGAUUGUGCCACCACGUUGUAUGUUCGCGGCGCCACUGGCUCAUUCCCCCAUCGGUGCUCGAAGUGCACUGACGUUAAUGCGUCAUUCGGGGAAGUUUCGCGUGAAAAAACGUAAAUUUUCUCGACGAUUAAACAAUUUAUUAAGUCGGUCGGUGUGAGACAAUUAGUGCAUUUGAAUAGUGAUCAGUGUGUUUCGUAUUUGUGAUCGAAUUGAACGAAAACUUAUUGGAACGCCAACGACACAGCCUACGGAGCGCGUCCCUGCCACCAUUCUGAGUUCCUAUACAUAUAUUCGUGAAUUGGACGAGGGUGCGGAACAUCUCAGAAAAAAGAGAAAUCUGGGAAAUUAUUACCUUUUCUUGAAUCAGGAGAUGUCAUAACGCAAGAUAGAGAAGCAACAUCUGGAAGAAUAAUCACUCCCAAUUGGUGUGAUGGGUCCUUGUAAAGAUGCCAUUAGCUAUGAGUUGAGACUUGGAAAUUAAUUGGGACCGGCAUGGAGAAGGAGAACUCCGCGUCGGGUGGCAGCGGAGGCGGCGGGGGUGGUAGCGAGGCAACGGCGACGCCGGGCGCCACCUCCACCUCCGAGAAACUCCAGGCGGACCAAGCCAACCCCCUGCUCGAUCCUGCCGCCCUUUUUGGUGCGUAUUGGCCAAGAGGUGACAGCACAGCGUCAUCAUUGUUUGGAGGAAUACCUGGAGGAUAUGGACUGGGGGCACAUCAUUUGCCCUCGGCUUAUGCCAUUUUGGGUCGAGGUGGUUCUGCUCCUGGUUAUGGUGGUCAUACACCAGCUUCCGCACCACCUCCGCCACCUUAUUCUCACAGUAGUCUUGGAACCCUCAGUGUUGCUGCCAGUCAAGCUGCGAGCUUAGGUAUUAAUCCUGCGAGCGCAGCUUGGUGGACAAUGGCUUCGCACUUGGCUGCGCAGGACUACCUCGCGAGGUUACAAGGAGCCGCAGGACUUUCAGGGUUUCCACCUAGUGCAGAAAGCCUUCUACCUCCUUAUCCCACUUCUUUACUUAAUCCAUCGUCCCUAUCGUCGUCUCACAAGUCCAGUAAGUCUAAGUCAAGCAAGAGUCACAAAACUCCUACAAGCAGCACUAGUUCAACAACUCAUAGUCUGACAAAUACUUUGACAGUAACAAGUCAGGCUCCGAUUACGACUGCAACUACUCAUCACAGUAGUACAUCUUCAACGAGCAGUACAACCAAUUCGCAACCGAAUGUUGUUAGUUCUGCAAAGGAAGGAAGUGAUCCUAGCAGUAUACUGGGUGGCGUUCGUUUGCCACCGGACACGGAAAUUAUUAAGUAUACAUCGAGUAUUGUUGGUCCAAAAAUUCCUGGAACAACGAAUCGAGGCAGAAAGAAAACGAUCUCACUCGACUCGCCAAGUGUCAGCGUCCUUGGUACAGGAUUAUCUGGACAUCAAACAAAUACCCCGCCAUCUUUGAUGAUAGAAGCACGAAAAUUCAAUCGCACUCCGAAUGAAUCAAGCGAGUACAGAGAUUCCGCGGACAGGGUUGAAGUAAUUAAAUUGCCAGCGCAUUCAACUAACGGUUCUAUUCUAUCGGCACCAACUUACACGACUAGUAAUACCAGCGGUGCAAAUGAUGGCGAUGCACCUUUAAAUCUUUCCUUGAAACCUUCUUCGACGAGUAGCAGUUCACCAACAGCCAGUUGUCAACCCCUCACUCAACUCAGUAAUCUGAGUCAAUCGCUACUCGCUUCUGAUCGAACAUAUUGUAAUCUAAAUAAUUCGUAUGCAGCGCGGCGUAAACCAGGUCCAAAGCCAAGAAGAGUGCCGCAAAAUUCAAUGCCAGUGCCACCAUCGCCGUCGCCAUCGUUGGCGCAAUUAUUUGCCGCCGCUGAUUCACCAUCGCGACCAAGUAGCGGCAGCGAGGAAAGUGAAAGUCCAAGUGCAACACAUCAUAAAGAUGGUAGACCAAGAAAUCUUGGUCGUGGUGUAUCGAAACCAAAAAAGAAUACAGUCGCGUCACUAUUGGCGCAAAGUAGAGCCCUUGGUAUUAAACCAACGCCAGGUUCACUUGAUCCCAAUGUUCCUUUAUCGCAUCAAGUCUCAUUACUCAGGUCAAAUAUACUCGCAGCUCAACAAUUUAACGCUACUCUCUUCCAGGGCGACGACAAAAAUCAAAAAUCUUUACAGGAGAAGAUGAAAAAUAGACUGUUGGAAGUCUCGGGUGAGGAGAGCAACAUGGAUGUGACCAGUGAGAGUGAAAGUAAUACUGACGCGAUAACAGACACUGACGAUGAUAAUGCAGAAGGUAUACCGAGCGCAAAAAAGAGGAAACUUAAUUCUAGUGAGAAAGAUCUUCAAAUUCCCCUUGAACGUGGAUGGAAGAGAGAGACAAUCAUCAGGGGUCUUGGUAAAACUGGAGUUAUCAAAGGCGAAGUUUCUUAUCACAGUCCUUGUGGAAAAACUUUCAGAAAUAGUCCUGAACUUCUUAAGUUCCUCGAGCAUCAGAAUCCAGUUGAAUUGACACCGAUGAAUUUUACAUUUUCAUCAAAGCCACUUGUUGGUGAAUUCCUUCAGCCAACGAUGGGUUUGGCUGAGGCUGAAUUUGUGCGACUCAGCUCACAAGAAGUAGCGACAAGACUAGAAGAAUUGAAAGCCGCUGGCGGCUUUAGAGACGGUAGGGUCAAUAGUCAAUACGAGAAGGACAAAUUGGCAUAUGCCAAAAAACUCGCCAAAGAAGAAGCGCAACGUCACAAAGAGCAAGCCAGGUUACUAAAGGAGCAAGAAAAGAAUGAGCGCCAGGAAGCUGUUAGACGAGAGCGUGAGAUCAGAAAUCAACAACUCUUGGAGAGGAGAAAUCAUUCGAGUUGUGCCUUCUUCUACGAGGAAGCGGAAAACAGCCAGAUUCGGGGUCGAAAGCGGCUCGCGUUCACAAUCAAACAGAAAAUGAAGAUCAUCCAAGAGAUUGAGAGGGGAAAAAGUAAGAGCGAUGUGGCCCGGGAAUUGGGAUUGGCGAGCAGCACUGUGGCAACAAUUUGGAAAAAUCGUGAGAGCAUCGCCGAGAGCUGGAGGAAUCGUGACGUGAUGCAGUCGGACAUGGACAUCGAGUCAGCUAAAAAAAUCAUCACCACCAGCAUUCCAGGUGUUGUCAAUCUUGGAUCAUCACCAUUGCUGUCAACCUCAUUGCUGACACCACUAUCAACAGCCUCAACCACCACAACAACAUCAUCAUCAUCGCCACUCAUCACAAAUAUGACGACAACAUCACCGUCACAACAACAACUGGACAACAUGCACCAGAUCCACACCCUAACGCAAAAUCAGGAACUGCUGCAGGAGGCCCGGAAAAAGCGGCAGGAAGAGGUCGAGAGGGCUCGAAUGGAGGAGCAACAGCGGAAGCAACAGGAGCGCGAACUUAAGAAGCAACAAGCGGUAAUGCUGAAGGAACAGAUUUACAUGCAGGAGCUCACCAAGCAGCGCGAGAUGCUCUACACCGUCGAGCUGGAGAGAGAAAGACGAAGACAGCAUAUGGGUUUGGUGCGAGCUUUGGAAAAUCGAAGAAAAUUGGAGGAACGAGAGAAGAAACGUCUUGAAGCCAGAGCAGAAAGAAUAGCGACAAAGGAAAAACGAGCAGAACAGAGAAAAAUGGAAAUGGAGUUGGUCGAACAAAUCAGAAAACCUGUCGAAGAUAUGGAACUCACUGAUCAUAGAGCAUUGCCGGAUGUAAAACGUAUACCAGGUCUAAAAUUGUCAGGAAAAGCUUUUGCCGACAUUGUCAUGGUAUUUGAAUUCUUACACAACUUUGGCGAAACCUUAGGCUUUGACAUGGACUCGCUACCAAGCUUAAAAAGUUUACAAAUGGCACUUUUGAAUGACGAGGAAGCCGAGGAGGAAAUGUUAUCUGUGAUGACACAUUUAUUAGUUUGCGCAAUUGAAGAUCCAGGUAUACCGCAACCUGCUAGACAUACAACUGGAUUGGGACAAAGUCUUCGUCAGGCGGACAUUACACAUGCGAAUAUUAGCGAAGUCCUAAGGAUUUAUCUCUAUGCAAAUGCAACUGGUGAAGUUAAGGCAUUAACUGGCGUUUGCCUUGAACGUGAGAGGGACAAAAAAUUUGCCGAUCAUCAUCAAAAUGGUGGUGAUUAUGCAUUCACUUGUUCAGGAAAAAAUGCUCAAUUCUAUGAGCAUCUUCAUAAUAAUGAAACGUGGAAAAUGUCUGAACGAUUACGCGAUAAACCGUUCCUCGCCUUAAAUUCCACACAUAAAGCGCAAAUGCUCGCAUUCCUUUGCAAUGAAUUGCUACAAAAUAAGGCUGUGAUCAAACAAAUUGAAGGGAGUUUGGAAACUGUAGCACAAUUGAAAAAGGAACGAUUUGUUCUUGAUACGAAAAUUAGGAAAUUGAGACAGUUACACAGUCGAAAAGUAAGAAUGGAAGCGGUGGGUGUUAUUGUCAAUAAGACUGGUGAUACAAUAACAAUUGAGAAGAAAGAGGUUGACGAGGAGGGAAAUACAACAUCGUCAGCAGUUGAAACAACAUCAACGCCUGAGGAAAUACAUCAUGAGGAUGAAGUUGAGGAUAUGUCUGAAAAUGAAAGUGAAGGAACUCAACCGGAAGAGGAAGAGGACAAGAAUUUAUCAGGCGAGGAACUUGGUAAAAAACUCGAUAAACUUUUGAAACAAUCAGAGGAACAAUUGCAAAAAUUGAAUGGCUCGUCAAAGCAAUUGAGAGCACAUGUUUUUGGACAAGAUCGAUAUUGGAGGAGAUAUUGGGAAUUACCAUGCUCUGGUGGAAUAUUUGUUGAGGCAAUGGAGAGUGCAGAACCCGAGAUACUUGAUCUUCAAGCGGAACUCGAUGAGAAAUAUAAAAAUAUGCCAAUUGAAGAGAAACCUGAGGUAAAACAAGAGGAAGUAAAAACAGGAACGGAGAAUCGUGAGAAUGAAGCACCAAAUGAAGUAAAAGAAGAGCGUGUAGUUCACAAAGAGGAGAAUCUAAAGCCACUUGAUGAGAAAACUAAAUUUGAGGUGGAUGAUGUCAACUGUAAAAAAGAGGAGAAAAUUAAUUGUAUUGCUGAGAAUUCAAAACACAGUGUGGAUGAUAAUACAAAGAAUGAUGUCGAUACAAAUAAUAUGACUGACGCAAAAACAAAUGUCACGUCUGAGGAAAUAAAACAGGAAACUGAAAUAAAAAUGGAUGUUGAUGUUAAAGAGGAGGAUGUCAAGAAGGAGAAUAGUGAGGAGAAAUCACCGAAACCUGUUAUUAAAAUGGAGGAUAAAAUUGUUGAGGCUAUUCCCAAUGGUGAUAAAUUUAAUCAUGUUAAUAAUUUGCACAAUGGUAAAGAUAUCAAUGGAACUUUCAUUACGGGUGUUAGCAAUGAGACAAAUUGGUUUUCGAUUCUCCCGCGUGAGACGUGCGACGUUUCUGGACCAAGUACUAAACAAAUUUUCGGCAUUGUCGAACCAACGGAGCUUAGAAUUCCAGUUUUUCCACCACCAGCUAGUCCAAAUUAUGACAGGUGUGAUAGUCCAGCGCCUCUUGUUUUGACUCAGGAUGAAGCAACACAACUAGAGUACCUGAAAGUCCAUGGUCUACCGCCUCCUGGCGAAGCGAAACCAGUGCCAAAUGAUUUGCGAUACGGUUGGUUUAGAAUAACAGACUUGGACACAUUUCAAGAAUUAUUGGAACAUCUUCACUCGCGUGGCGUGAGAGAAAAGGAAUUGAAACGCACAACAUGGGCAACUAUGGAAUCCUUCCUGGCAGUGACGGGGAAAAUUAAUGUCGAUCCAGGAAAUAUGACAGCCACCGAUAUGAGUGGCGAUGGUGACGAUGAAGAUUUACCAAUUCCAAAGCCUGACAAUCCUGAGGAUUGGUGCGAACAAGUUGCAUUGCGAGUCGACGCUCAACUCCUCGAACAAGUCGAAGCACUCGAGGAUAAAGUUGCGAAUGCAAGUAUGCAAGUUAAAGGAUGGAAAUUACCACCAAGAGCCGGCACCGAGGAAGCUGAGGAACUUGAAAAACUCCAUGAAAUGGAACAAGUUAGCGCCGUUGAACAAGCGCGACAAAGGUUACUCUCCCUCGAAGCGGCAAUUGAACGACGAUACUUGAAACCACCGUUGGGAAUUUGCACUGGUGAUCCAAAUUUGGCGGCAUUAAAAGCGGAACAGGCGGCAGCAGCUGCGGCAGCUAAUUCAAAUUCAUCGGAUCAAACACCACCACCUCCGCAUCAUGAAGAAACAACACCAAGGGGUUUGAAUAAUUGGCGUGAAGCAACGGCACGCGCUCACACAUCGGCACAAUUGGCGAUGGCACUCUACAUGCUGGAAGCGAGCAUCGCCUGGGACAAGAGCAUCAUGAAGGCUGUGAGUCUAAAACGAGCUAGAAAACCAAGCAGCGUGAAACAACGAAAUCGCGGCGUCUCACUCAAAGCUACUACUACCACUCAGUACAAACAGCUAUUGACUACUACUCAGGCCUCUAAUUGUCAAUUUUGCCAUAGUGGCGAUAAUGAAGAUAAGUUGUUGCUUUGUGACGGCUGUGAUCGCGGCUACCAUACUUAUUGUUUCCGUCCAAAAAUGGAAAACAUUCCCGAUGGAGAUUGGUAUUGUCACGAGUGCAUGAACAAGGCGACCGGCGAACGAAAUUGUCUUGUAUGCGGGAAACGUGUCGGCAAGAAUUUGGUGCUUUGUGAAUUAUGUCCCCGGGCUUAUCAUACCGAUUGUCAUAAUCCUGUAAUGCCAAAGAUGCCGAGAGGAAAGUGGUACUGCUCAAAUUGUCAUAGUAAACAACCAAAGAAAAGAAAUAGCAGUCGUCGGAGUCAUUCUAAAGGUGGAGCAGCAGCAGCUGCUGCAGCAACAGCGGCAACUGCAACAACACCAACAACACCAACAACAGGAGGAGGAGGAGAAAAAGGUGGCGGUGCAGCAGCAACAACAACCAGAGAGAGUGAAAGUUCUGAUCAUCCACCAGCUAGUCCAACGCCAUCAACGACGUCCAACACACAUGCGGAGGACGUGAGCUCAUCGGAACCACCAACGCCAACACCAUCGCCUAGAAAGGAAGCCAACAACCGGACAUUGACGAAAAAACAACAACGUGAAAUUGCCCCAUGUAAAGUACUUCUUGAACAACUGGAACAACAGGACGAAGCAUGGCCCUUCCUCUUGCCAGUAAAUACAAAACAAUUUCCAACUUAUAAGAAAAUUAUCAAAACGCCCAUGGAUCUCAGUACGAUUAAGAAAAAAUUACAGGACUCCAUGUACAAGUCGCGAGAUGAUUUUUGUGCCGACGUGAGACAAAUGUUUAUUAAUUGUGAAAUUUUCAACGAGGAUGACAGUCCAGUUGGCAAGGCAGGUCAUGCAAUGCGCAACUUUUUUGAGACACGAUGGACCGAAAUUACUGGCAGUCCACCGCCACUGCCACCACCUCUUCCACAGACUCAUAGCUGAGGUUCAGCACGCGCUCGCAACAGCUGCAACAGUUUUGCACAUUUCUAUUACUGAAAAGCUGAACGCGAGUGUCCACGCAUGAUUAUUAUUCAAAUUUCAAGACUUUAAUCUUUUUUCGAAGACAACAUUAUUCGUGGAUCGCGUUAUAGCGGUCAUCAUUUAUUUAAAAAAAAAAAAAAAAAACCACCGGCAGACAAUUAUUAUCGCGAUACGCUUAAAAAAAUCGAAUAGAUUUUUUUUUUAUUUAUUUAUUUUCCUUUUUUGGUUUUUUUCAAUUUUGUCUGCGGCAUUAGCGUUCAAUUGCCAAUUACAAGUUCUCUUAUUAAUAUUAUUUUUUUCCCCCUUAAAACAAAUAUACUCUCUUAUCAAGAGACUGCUUUUUGAUUCAUUUGAAUCAACUAUAGAUUUUUUAAAGCCUGAUGAACUUUGCAAUGUUUCUUUCGUUCUCGAAGAUAUUUCUUUUUUAAUUUAAAACACAUUUCAUUUUUCAGUCACGAUAAAAAACGAUUCGUUAAAUUAUCAUUUUUUUUAAUUAAAUAGAGAUGAGAUUUUUUUUUUUCUAAAUAAAUGAAUCAGUAAAGAUCGUUAGAAAAAACAUGUUUAGUUGAAAUUAAUUAACAAAUUUUUUUUGUUAAGUACUUUUUUUUAAAAUUGAUUUAUUAUUUUAAUAAACUGCAUUUUUAAGAAAAGAAAAUGAUAAAUUUGACGAAAAAGAAAAAAAUUUAGAUUGAACCGAAAGCGGGUCGAUGUACUUAUUAUAUACACAAGAAUGAUUUCUUCCUAAAAGGAAGAGAUUAUGGAGAGAUUCCGGGUUAUAUUAAAUAUAGUUGUAGUGCCGAUGGAUCUUCGGUUUAAAGAAAUAUUUUGCAAAAUAAUUAAUUAAUGUGAGAAAGAAAAAAAAAAGAUAUAUAUGUGUAUAAAUAUGUAUAUUAUACAGUGUAUAGAUAUGCAUAUAGUCGAUUAAUUAAUACUUGUACGCGCACUCACGCUCAUCGAAACUCGAGCACGAUAAAGAAGAAAAAAAAAAGGGUAACGACUGUUUUCAAACUACAAUUCUAAGCGAAUGAGAUUUAUUAAAAAAUAGUCUAAGAACGAAAAUUUAACGCCAUUCCAUAACUUUCUAUUGUUGCUAUUUAAGCUUUGGAUUGUCGCGAUUGUAUUAAGGAAAAAAAAAACAACAACAAAAAUGAGAUGAAUUGACAAGAGUCAUUCAUUGAUAAACGAAGAAAAAAGAAAAAGGCGAGAAAUAAAAUAAAACAAAAGAGACGUAUUAAAUCACAAGUUGUCAGUAUUUUAAUGUAAAUUCAAAUUUCGCAUUAUAAAAUAAAAGUACGAUGAAAAUUUCGUACAAAAAAAAAAGUUUUCUCAUAAAACUGAACAUCCUGUAUUGAUCAUAAUUAAUUAUCAUCUAAUUAAUUGUAAAUAUACAACUUUAAAAAUUUUUGUGCGAGUAGAUCGAAAGAGUGUGUGACGAUUGAUGGCAAACUUAGUAUUUUUACGAAAUUGACUCUUAUUUGUAAAGUAUUAACAAAAAAAAAAAAACAAAAAAAAACAAAAAAAAAACGAUCGAAAACUAGGAUUCAACAAUACAUUGUUGAAAUAAAAUAGUUCUAAUAAUAAUAAUAAACAAAAAAAAAAACCUAUUGACAAAUAGUUCCACUUUGAUAAAGGAACUUUCAAAUAGAAUAAAAAUUUUUAAACAUUUGACUAACAUUCUCAUUUAAAAAAAAAUUUGUGUUUCCAAAAUCUUUCGAUUUGAAAGUCCUUUUAUUUAAAAAAAUAUAAAAAAAAAUAAAAAAAAAAACAAAAAAAAAUUAGAAUUUAAGGCGUGAAACUUAAAAAAAAGUAUUUGGAUCCGUGUUUGUAAAAAAAAAAAAUAGGAUUAUUUCAGCCAAUCACUAGUGUGCUUGUGUGUGCGUGUGUGUUUCCAUUGAGUGGAAAGUGUCUUGUUAAAAAGAAAAAAAAAAAAAAAAAAUGAUACACGUUGAUUACCGAAUUUCAUGGUUAAUAGUGGACAAAGAAAGAUUGAAAAUGUAAAAAAAAUGACGUGCUCUUUGACGUCCAAUUUUUAAAAAAUAGAAAAUCCAUAAAAACGAUUUUUUCCAAAAACAAAAGUCUCUCGAAAUCUUCGAAUUUUUUGUCGAGCAAAGUUUCAAUUUAAAAAAAAAGGAAUGCCUCGACAAUUUAUUGAGAGAUCGCGAACCAACGAAUGCGACUACUUUUUAGCAAAAAAAAAUAAUAAUAUCCCUGGCAAUCUUUUUUUUCUAGUAUUGUCGCGAUGAAAAGAAGAAGAGGAAAAAAAAAAGAAAAAAAUGUUGACAACGCAAAUGUUGCUCGACAUUUGACGUCUUGUUUUAUAUGUAUCUAGUUGAUGUAAAUUAUUUCCGAUAACGAUAAAAAAAAAAUAAUAAACAGUUAUCUUAAUACUGUAUAACGUUAGUAGAGAAUAAAAGUAUUUGCACGAGUAAAAAGAGUACUAAUACCGAGACAAAGCCUAAAAAAAAGAGAGAGCACGCGAGGAAUGCGCCUGUAAGAAACGAUGUACUGCGCCAAUUAAAAGGAAAAAAAAAGUCAAGAUCAAUAUUAAGAGACAAGAAAUUGAGUUCGUAAAAGCAAAAAUUAAAGUACAAUGAUAUUUAUUUUCAUCAUUUUUUGAUUUGUAACUAUUAUUUAGACAUUUUUUUUUAUUUCAUAAUUCUCGUUUUAUUUACUGUUUUCAUUCUCGUUUUCUUGGGUUUAUUUAGUUUUUUAUAUGAGUAAAAAAUUGUUUUUUUUUUUUUUUUUUUUUAAUAUAAAAAUUCAAUCGGCUGUGCAUCGGUUCUGAUGCCGACAUUCUGAUCAGCGUGUGAUUUGCCAUUUCGCGUUAGUGUAAUAGCGAGCGUGUUUAAAAUGAUCGUCUGAAAGCCGAUGACAGGAAAAAAACAAUUAUUUUUUCCUUAAUGUUUAAUUAUUUAUCUGAUACAUUUAAAAAAAAAAUCGUUAGGUAAUGACGCUUUUUAUACGAAUUUUGAUUUUUAACAUCGAUCUUACGGUAUAUUAUAUAGUGUAAUAAUUAAUUGUAAUAGCGAAGGCAGUAAACGAUCACCGAUAUCGAUUUUACCGUAACGAUUUAAAAAAAAAAAAAAAAAAAAAAGUAACGAAAGCGUAAUGAUGGGACGAUGAAUAUAGAAGUAUUGAUUGUCUAUAGUAUAAAAAAAUGAAGGUUUACGAUAGGUGACCUUGCAAUGCUAUUUAAACAGACUUAAUUAAUGUAUUGCAAAAGAAUUAAUAAAGUGUAAGCGAAGCGUGUAAAACAAACUAUAUUGUUUUGUUACUUGUAAAAAAAAAUUUUUUUUUGCGUUUUCUUACUUUUUAAAGUAUCUUUUUAAAGACUUGACCUCUUUUUAGCAUCGUGUUGAAUUUUUUUUUUGUCUUUCUUUCUUUCUUUUCAAUCUCAGAUCUAUUUGCGCGUUUACGAUAAGGUCUUGUGUUUACGAAACAAAUACCUCGUUGUAGCUUCACUUUCACUGAAAAAGUGAUUAACAUACACUCUUGUGAUCUUAUUAAAUUAUUCUCUAUAGGGUAUUAAAUAUUUCUCUUCUA
Leptopilina boulardi is the source of this 11506-nucleotide messenger RNA. RefSeq names its product bromodomain adjacent to zinc finger domain protein 2B-like. The transcript has 31 exons. Bases 1004 to 7924 code for a protein of 2306 amino acids. Lineage: Eukaryota; Metazoa; Arthropoda; Insecta; Hymenoptera; Figitidae. Gene Ontology annotation, molecular function: DNA binding; protein binding. The record is from RefSeq and is a predicted model, not a curated record.